CCCAUUUUAUGUGGGUUUCAAAAUUGCUUAUCCACCACACCUCUCAACAAGCACAAAAUUUACAGCUUUCGCGCCGCCACCUCCACCAAAACCUCCGGUGGCGCUCCACAAGGCCUUCCUUCCACACUCGCGGCGUUUGAACUGAACAUACCCAGAGAAAGAAAGAAACCUCGCAUACACUUUAGAAUCUGCACAAUUUUGUUUCCCCCUGAUUCUAAUCUUUUCUGGUCCGAGUUUCCAAGAGAAGAAAAUGAGGACAUCCUCACUUCGUUUAGUCCGAACUUAGACUUGUUUGCUAUUAGUACUGUCGAUGGCCGAAUAAAGAUAUGGGACACGGUAAAGGGUCAAGUCCAGACCGAGUUUGCAGAUAUUGCUUCAAACGAGACAAGUAUAUUCGGGAAAAAAGAAGAAGGGCACCUUUCAAUAGACUACACAUGUAUGAAGUGGCUACCUCUGGAUAAAAAGAAAAAAAGAAAACUUGGAUGCUCCCUUUUGGUGCUGGGAACUGGUGGCGGUGAUGUUCUUGCAUUGGAUGUCUCUGCUGGUCAAUUGAAGUGGAGGGUUAACAAUUGUCACCCAGGGGGAGUCAGUGCUGUUUCUGCACCUUCAUCCGCCUCACGUGUUUAUACUGCUGGUGCUGAUGGAAUGGUUUGUGAACUUGAGUCAAUGUCUGGAAACUUAUUAAACAAGUUUAGCUCUACUUCAAGUGCAAUAUCUUCUCUAGCUAUUUCCCCAGACGGCAAAAUGGUAGCAACUGCAGCAGGUCAAUUGAAGAUUCUCAAUUCCUCAAACCAUAAAAAACUGCAGAAAUUUUCUGGUCAUCCUGUCCCUGUAAAAUGCAUGGUUUUCUCAGAAGAUGGAAAAUAUGUUCUGUCGUCUGCUCAGGGCGAACGAUAUAUUGCAGCGUGGAAAAUUGAUGGCACGAAAACAAAAUCAUCCUCUUUUAUUCUUGCAAUGGACCACCCUGCUGUCUUCUUGGAUACCUGGUGUUCCAAUGGUGAAAAUACGGGCCUAUCUAUUCUGGCGUUAUCAGAAAUUGGUGUUUGCUAUUUCUGGCAUGGAAAGACCAUUGACGAGCUUCGUGAUUCAAAGCCCACAAAAAUCUCUGUACAAUUUGAUGAUGGAGUUAUAAAGAAAAGCAAAGGGACUAUUCCUAAUGUAUUUGCCGCAAAAUUGCAGAAUGUUUCCACUGCCGCUAGUGGUCACAUUUUUCUUGCCCAGGGUUUUAUCAUAAAACCUUCAUUUGAGAAAGUUGUAGUGCAAUCUGGGACAGAUGUAAAAUUAAAUGUUUCACAGGAUGGUGCUUUUUUGCCCGUGAUUACUGCUCUAGAUAGUUCGAGCACUGUGGGGGCUUUACUUCCUGUGCCUAAGAUGUUUGGUCUCAAAGAUGGAAAUGUUGGAGCAAAGACUGUGGGAAGCAAAGAUGAAGGUGGUUUAGAUGAGUCGACUCUCUGCAUGGAGGACCGUCUAAGAUCCUUAGGGAUACUUGGAAAUAUUGAUGAUGCACUUGGUUCAACAAUGGAUUCUAAAAGUUUCAAGGGCAUUGAUCUUGAUUCCUCCACGCCUCAUAAGAAGUUGAAAGCUACUGUCUUGUCUAUGGAAUCUGGUGAUGCACUUACCCAGUUAAAGAGCUUGGUAAAUGUUUGGCAGUCCAGAUCCCACAGUGCCAAGCGUGUUCUUCCAUGGAUAUGUUGCAUAUUAGUUUAUCACGGUGAUUAUAUCAAAUCUGAGGAACCCAAACUCCUCGACUACUUGUAUAAGGUUGCCAAAUCAAGAGGUUCAGCCAUAAAGUCUUUAUUCCAGUUGUCUGGUAGUCUGCAACUUGUGUCAGCUCAGAUUAACAGGGCCUCAAAUAUCAAACAACCUGUCCUGGAAGGAGAUGAGCAAAAGGACGGAAGUGAAGACGAAGAGGUUGAUGAAGUCGUUUAUGGACUCGAUGAAGAUUCUCAAACGGGCAGUGAGAGUGAUGAUUAGGAGCCAUCAUCAGAGGCUUGUGGAACAAUGGGGGAGAAGACCUUAGAAUA
Messenger RNA from Striga asiatica, 2024 nucleotides. NCBI's taxonomy places the organism in Eukaryota, Viridiplantae, Streptophyta, Magnoliopsida, Lamiales, Orobanchaceae. The record is from the annotation of a GenBank genome assembly.